CAAGAAUCAAAGUUUUAUUUUAUUAUUUUUCUCUCUCUAUUUUCUCUCUCAUUGUCAACAAUGAAAAAAUACAGCCGUUGCAGAGCUAUGGAGUCCCAAAGAAUCAAAGCAAGACCAGACGGAAUGAACUGAAGAUUAGACUCCAGAUUUUCUGAAACUCCUUUUAGUGUCUCUGGUACGCUCUGAUCUUUUUUCUUUAUCUGUUUUUGUAAACCAUGUCGAAAGAGAGAGAUCUUUCUGAUGGUGUCUAUGGAGGAGAUAGCUCUCUGACCAAGCUCACAAACAACAUUUCUGAGCAAAAUCUGGAAAACCCAGAUGAUAAUAUAGGAUUUUCCGAUAAGGGUAUCGAUUUUAUGAGGGAUUCAGAGAUGGGCCGUGAUGGGUCGAAACCCUCAAAACCCGGGAUUUCUGGCUCCCAGGAGCUUACCCUGAGCUAUCUCUGUGAAAAUUCCAAGUUGGGUUUUCCCGAGAAAGAGAUUCCUGGGAAAAUUUUACUGAAUUCCUUUGAGAAAGUGAGUUACAAAGGAAAAGAAGUGGUUCCUGAGUAUCAAAGUCAAGAUAAUAAUAGGUGGGUAGAGAGAGACUUUUUACAAUUGAAUGAAAUUAGGGGGAAUUCAUCGAAGCGAGAGAUCAAGGACGAAGAAAAUGAGGGAGAGAAUAGAGACAAGAAGCCAAAACUAGAGACUCUUAAUCUUUCUCUAGCUUUGCCUGAUGUAUCACUCUCUCUAGCUGCAUCCAAUCCGGUACAAAAUGUGGAUCCCCCGCCUCGCCUGAGGCCUAGUCGGAGUGUACAGUCUUUGGCACCAUCAAAUAAUAACACCCAAACUACAUACUCAAAUGAUUUCACGGCGGCUUCCCUGUCGUAUUCAUAUUCACACCCAUUUUCACAUAAUCCAAGUUGCUCACUCACCAGAAAUUCGACUGAGAAUUAUGAGUAUUCAGGGGGGAGCCAGAGGAGAGAGUGCGAUCAAAUUUGGAACUGUGGGGAGGGGACUAAUGGAUCAGUUCAUAGUCGAUUUAGGCCGAUUGGAGACGGUGUUGCUUUGUCCAAUCACGGUGGUGGAAUUUUCCCAUUGAUGCAAGGUAAUCGUCCCGUGAAUAAGGAUUCAUGUAACAGUCUCCACCUAACAACAAGCUCAGAUAACCAUUCAUUCUUCCCGUCUGAAUUGCCUGCAAGGCCUAGGAUGGACACUCAAUCUGGCGAUUCAAGAGGAAAGGGUUCUGAGCACAUGAGAGGUUCGGAUAAUUUAGAUGGAGGGAGAGCUCGUAAGCUGUCUAGACCGGAGAGGAUUCUUCGAGAACUCGUUUCAGAGUCUAUUCCUGUCAUGGCUCAAAUAGUUCAAGAGCUUCCUGAUGAAACCUUGGAGUCCACAAAAGAAUACUUGAAGAAUCUGAUUGCGGCACCUGAAAAGAAAGACGAAUUAGUGGGCCUCCAGAAGAGACUCGAGAGAAGAUCUGAUCUUACCAAUGAGACCCUCUCAAAGUCCCAUAAAAACCAGCUGGAGAUAUUGGUUGCAAUAAAAAUGGGUCUUGGAAGCUUCUUAUCUGCCAAAGUUCGCCUUUCCACAACUGAACUGGUGGAGAUAUUUUUACUUGAUAGAUGUCGAAAUGUAAAUUGCAAGAGAUUAUUACCUGUUGAAGACUGUGACUGCAAGAUUUGCUCAACAAAAAAGGGAUUUUGCAGUGAGUGCAUGUGUCCAGUCUGUUUGAACUUCGACUGUGCCAACAACACUUGCAGUUGGGUUGGAUGUGAUGUCUGUUCCCAUUGGUGUCAUGCUGCCUGUGGCAUUCAGAGAAACCUAAUAAAGCCAGGUCCCAGCUUAAAGGGGCCGUUGGGGACAACUGAGAUGCAAUUUCACUGCCUUGGGUGUGGUCAUGCUUCGGAAAUGUUUGGCUUCGUUAAGGAUGUGUUUAUGUCUUGCGCAAAGGACUGGGGUUUAGAAAUCCUGAUAAAGGAGCUUGAUUGCGUUAGGAAAAUCUUUCGAGGAAGUGAAGAUUUUAAAGGAAAGGAGCUGCAAAUAAAGGCAGAUGAGAUGCUCUCCAAGCUCGAAAGUAAAAUGAUGUCUCCUUCAGAUGUCUGCAAUUUCAUCUUUAAGUUUUUCAAAUACACAGAUGGCAUGUCAGACUUUCCAGCUUCCAGUAUUGCUUCGAAAGACAUGACAGCAACUCAAGCUAGCCUUAGGAAAGAUGCACCCCCUCUUCCACCACCCAAUGCUCUCCCUCCAAAAUCUUCCUUUUACAACAUGAGCUCUUCAAGUGGAAGGCGGGACUUAUUGCCAAAUAAUCUCCACCACAACGAUCUGAAAGCUUCCGUACCAGGUGAUAAAAUGAUUGAAGAUGAGUGGUCUGUGAAGGCAGGGAAAAAAGAUGGAUUUGACAGCUUGGAAAGCAUUGUGCGGAUUAAGGAAGUAGAAGCGAGAAUGUUCCAGACCCGAGCAGAUGAAGCACGAAGAGAAGCAGAGCGGUACAGGCGCAUGGUUCGAAUGAAGAGUGAAAAAUUGGACGAAGAGUACGCUGAGAAGCUUGCCAAACUGUGUUUGCAGGAAACCGAGGAACGACGGAGGAAAAAGCUGGAGGAGCUUAAGAUUUUGGAGAAUUCGCACUGCGAUUACUAUAAUAUGAAGAUGAGAAUGCAAGCUGAGAUUGCAGGCUUGCUGGAGAGAAUGGAGGCCACAAAGCAGCAGUGGGUGUAGCCAUUCAAUUCUUCCCCUAUUUCUUCUAAUGACAUUGAUUGCCAUCAGAUAAGUGAUGAUGUGUAUUUUGUGUAAGUUUGACAUUUUGGAUUCUGUUUGUUUCUUCUAGUGGAAUUUGAAUGUUUAUUUAAGUGGUAAGUUCCCAAA
This is a messenger RNA of Cornus florida, 2840 nucleotides long. RefSeq names its product protein OBERON 3. The coding region runs from base 216 to 2693 and encodes 825 amino acids. NCBI's taxonomy places the organism in Eukaryota, Viridiplantae, Streptophyta, Magnoliopsida, Cornales, Cornaceae. The transcript is spliced from 2 exons. Gene Ontology annotation, cellular component: nucleus. The record is from RefSeq and is a predicted model, not a curated record.